AUGCUCAAGUCCAUCCAUGAGGCUGACAAGCCUGCCCCAAGGGGAAAGAAGGCUGACGAGGGCAAAGAAAAACAGGUAGCAAAGGGAGUGAAAGGCCCAUCUCCCAAGAAAAGAAAAACCACCAAGACUGUCCAAUCCCCACCGCUGAAGAGGAGAAAAACCCAACUGAGGCGAAAGCUAAUCAUCGCUUCAUCCUCAAGCGAAUCUGAGGAAGAGAGUUCUGCUUCUGAAGGCUCUCCUCGUGGUAACACUCCACCACGAUCCCCUACCCCUGAAGUUCACUUUCCCACUUCUCCAAUCUCCUCUCCACCCUUCACUAUUCCUAUUUAUAUUCCCCCCAUAACUUCCACCACUGAAAUACCACCUACCUCCAUCCCAAUACCCCCUCCCAUCUUUACCGAAGUAACCACCACCACAGCAGAAGUAAGAACCAACGUAUCUGAUACGGGGGUUCCUACUGAAGCACCCAAACCACCACCAACUACCGAACAUACAACCCAACCAGAACCUACUACAACUACCGAGCCUCCAUCUUCACCACCCCCCUCCUCUCUUAUUCAUCCAGCAGAGAGCGAAGAACCAUUCCUCGGUGGGGAGGACAUGACCUCUGAUUUGGUCUAUUAUAGUCCGUAUCAAGUUCAGAGGUAUCCUGCAUUAGAAGGUGUGGAAUUAGCUUCCAUGCCUAUUCGUAUUUUCAGUUUGCUACUGAUUUCAUAUGUGGCUGGCGUUGGUGAUGUUCAUUCAGUAGCAAUUAAAGGGUUAAAAGCUAGAUGGCAUCAAAUGUCAAGAAACUGGGGGCAGAAUUGGUAA
Lactuca sativa (garden lettuce) is the source of this 810-nucleotide messenger RNA. NCBI's taxonomy places the organism in Eukaryota, Viridiplantae, Streptophyta, Magnoliopsida, Asterales, Asteraceae. The record is from RefSeq and is a predicted model, not a curated record.